Molecule: messenger RNA, 7111 nt
Organism: Camarhynchus parvulus
Lineage: Eukaryota; Metazoa; Chordata; Aves; Passeriformes; Thraupidae
Product: protein ecdysoneless homolog
Exons: 20
Coding region: 1-2823 (940 amino acids)
Cellular component (GO): nucleus
Source: RefSeq, a predicted model, not a curated record
AUGGAGGCGCUGCGGCGGCCGGCGCUGCCCGAGGACGCGGUGCGCUACCGCCUGUUGGCGGCGGCGGCGGCGGGCCCGGGCGGCGAGGCGCUGCUGCGGCGCUGCGCUGAGCUGGCCCUGGUGCGCUUCGCCCCGCUCCUGGCCGCCUACGUGUGGCAGCGGCAGCCGUUCCGCCUGCGCUACGUGCCGCGCCGCGGCGAGAUCCCGGCGCACCUGGGCGGCACCACGGUGUUCGGGGAUAACGUGGAGGAUGAGUGGUUCAUUGUGUACCUGCUCCGGGAGAUCACUAGGGAGUUCCCGGGGCUGGCAGCCAGGAUUGAUGACAACGAUGGAGAGUUUCUCUUGAUAGAAGCUGCUGAUUUUUUCCCAAAGUGGCUGAAUCCUGAGAACAAUGAAAACAGGCCGCUGCAGCCCAGCUCCGUGCCGGGCCAGGCGCUGCCAGCGCCUGCGAGCUGCCGGCUGCUGCUGGCCCGGGGCAGCUGCGGCUCGGAGUCCGCCUGCCCAGGGGCAAGAAGCAGCAGCAGCCCCGGGCUGCUCACCAUUGUGCCCUGCAUUGCCUGCGCCGGCACGGCCGCUGUGGGUCCCUGCCUGUGCCCACGGAGCGGCUCCUGGCACAGAGAGCAGCGCCGAGAAGCUCCGGCCCCGGAGCAGGCACGAUGCGGCGCCUUGUGCCCGCACUCGGCGCCUGCAGCGCUUGGGGCUCUGAGGCACGUUCAAGUUCAUGCCGUGCCAGCCCCGAGCCGGGCACGGACACCUCCCGCCCGGGCAGCGGCCCCGAGCCCGGUGCCGCACGGCCGGGAACGGUCCCGGGCACGGAGCAGCCGCCUCCGUCCUGCCGACAGCAGCCGGGAUGAGCCAUCGCUGCCGCGGCACCGGCUCCAUCCCGGCCCUCCGGGCAAGGAGGAGAGCGCGGGCAGCCGCUCCCUCGGCGAUCCCAGCGCAGGGGGGACACGGGCGAAGCCGGCACCAGGAACUCGCCGGAACCCCCCGGCCCUCACCGCGCCCCACCGCCCGCAGCGAGCCCCGAGCUGGGGCAGCACCGACCGCGGUCCCACCUGGGCUGGAGCCGCCUCCGAGCUCCGCCGCCGCCUCGCCGGGCUCCGGGUGCGGCCGCCGCUCCGGAAUGAGACGGACGCGCCGCCGCCACCGCCCCUCCGGUCCCAGGCAGACUCGGCACGGGGCCGCUUGGGUCCCUGCCCGUGGACACGCAGCGGCUCCGGGCAGAGAGCGCAGCGCCGUCGCCGCCAUCGCGCCGCUCCUCCCCGGGGGCGGAGCGCUUUGGGCCCCGGCGCGAUGGAGGCGCUGCGGCGGCCGGCGCUGCCCGAGGACGCGGUGCGCUACCGCCUGUUGGCGGCGGCGGCGGCGGGCCCGGGCGGCGAGGCGCUGCUGCGGCGCUGCGCUGAGCUGGCCCUGGUGCGCUUCGCCCCGCUCCUGGCCGCCUACGUGUGGCAGCGGCAGCCGUUCCGCCUGCGCUACGUGCCGCGCCGCGGCGAGAUCCCGGCGCACCUGGGCGGCACCACGGUGUUCGGGGAUAACGUGGAGGAUGAGUGGUUCAUUGUGUACCUGCUCCGGGAGAUCACCAGGGAGUUCCCGGGGCUGGCAGCCAGGAUUGAUGACAACGAUGGAGAGUUUCUCUUGAUAGAAGCUGCUGAUUUUCUCCCAAAGUGGCUGAAUCCUGAGAACAAUGAAAACAGGGUGACUUUCACUCGGUGUUUAUAUGCACAGCUGGUGCAGCAGCAGUUUGUUCCAGACAGACGCAGUGGAUACACCCUGCCCGCCCCAUCUCAUCCUCAGUACAGAGCCUACGAGCUGGGCAUGAAGCUGGCUCAUGGCUUUGAAAUUUUGUGCUCCAAGAGCAGUAAAGUAGCUCCUGAUGCCAAGAGAAACGUGUUAAGCGGUCCUCUGUGGGAGAGAUUCCUCAGGAGCUUGAAGGAGAAGGAUUAUUUCAAGGGAGAAAUGGAAGGAUCAGCCAAGUACCUGGAACUGUUGCACAUGGCAGAAGAUCACUUCCAGCAAUCUGUUGCAGUGCCAGAAAGCUCUGUUGAAGUGAGCCCAGGUGAUGAAAUCUUGACACUACUACAGACAACACUCAUUGAUCUGAAGGAAUUUGAGAGAGAAGCAUCUUGUCUUCCUGCAGAGGAUGAUGACAGCUGGCUGGAUAUUACACCAGGUGCUCUGGAUCAGAUGCUGAAGGAGACAAGAAAUGAGUCUGUUCCUUCCACAAAUGAGGAGGGGCAAAAAUAUGACUUGGAAACAGUUGCUGAGAGCAUGAAGGCUUUUGUGUCCAAAGUCUCCACGCACGAAGGAGCAGAAAUUCCUUGGUCAUCUGAUGAAUCCCAUGUUACCUUUGAUGUGGAUUCUUUUACAAAAGCUCUGGACAGAAUUUUAGGGGCAGACUCAGAGGAGCUGGAUUCUGAUGAUCUGGAUGAAGAGGAGGAGUUUGGUUUCUCAGAUGAGGAUGAUGAAGAGCUGGAUGCUGGGAAUGAAGGGCAGGAGCAGAAGGUGUCUGCUGAGGAGCUCGUGGGCAGUCUCAAGGCGUACAUGAAGGAGAUGGACCGUGAGCUGGCCCAGACCAACGUUGGGAAAAGUUUCAGCAGCCACAAGAGAGGGGCAAGUUCUGUUGGAGCAGCCCCAUGUGAGAGUGCUGGCCCUGAUUCUGGAGCUGAGGCUGCUGAGCUGGCAGCCCUGGAUGUGGACAUGAACCUGGUGGCAAACCUGCUCGAGUCCUACAGUGCCCAGGCUGGCCUGGCAGGACCCACCUCGAACAUUUUACAGAGCCUGGGGGUGAAUUUACCUGAGAGCACAGAGCUCACUGGCAGCUGAGCAAGGCAGGGAGAGCCUUUGGACAGGACAUGGCUGGUGGGGAGAUGAAGCACAGACACACGAGCAGGAUGUGGAAGAAGAGGCCAAAGCAGUUCAGGGAGAGCACUGGCAGGUUGGACAGGGAUUAGAGAUGGAAACAAGAGCUGGGAAGUGUGAAGAAGGUUCUGCUGAAUUUCAAGGAAUUUGGACUGCUGAGAGCAGCUUCACAGAGGAGCCCUGCAACGCUCUGGGAGUGCUCCCAGGAGAGUUUGCCAUGGAAGAAGAAGCAUUUCCAUGCUGCCUCUUCCACUGCUUUGAGCAGGCCAGCGCUCCCAGAUGGAAAUUCCCAAGGGCACGAGGCUGGGAAGUGAAGAGCAGAGCUGUUGUGAAGGUCAAGCUCAGUUCAUUCAGAGAGAUCACACGGGUCCCUUGAGCACUGUUACAGAAAACACAUGUCCCCACACCCUGCAUGCCCAGGGCCACGGUGCUGGAUCAGAAGCACUCACCCAUGUCACAGAAGCCUGACAGAGCCGUGAACAUCCCCGGGGGAAACGAGGGCUGUCGGGCCAGGAGGCAGCGGCUCCCGUCGGACACCAGGGUGAUGACCACUGGAGACACCUGCCACGUGCACCCAAAGCAAAACAAGGGCUUCAGACAAAACAAUAUACAGUUUCUGGGAGUUCCCAUGGAAGUGAACCACAUCAGGUCCUCCCAAGGAUUAGGGAUCUCCUCCAUCCCAGUGCAUCAAACUGGUGCUGGCAGGGCUGGAAGAGGAAGAGGAGUCAUCCCAACCUAAAUCCAGCGCGAAGCGCGGCCUGUGCUCGUCUGAACAUCCGAUCAGCACCGACUUCUCCAUCCACUGCUCGGCCUCCUGCAGCUUCUCCAGAAUCUGUCUCGUUUCUGAACAGCCGGGAAAAGGGAAGAGAAAGCUGUGAUGAAAGCAAAAGCAUCUCUGGAUUUGCUCUCUGGAUCUUCAAGGCACAGGCAAUCUUGGCUCAAGGCAGAAUGCCCACGUGUGGAAGGGGACCAGACAAGUGAUCCCACACAGGUAGAAACCUAAAAUCUGGCUUUGCUCCUAAGCUCUAGGAAGUUUAGAUCAUGUCAGGCUAAAGGUCCCAAUGUUGUAAUGCCUGGGAAGCAGCUGUCCAUUGGUUUUGUCCUGCACCAGCCAAUAGCUUUCUCUCAACGAACACUUUUCCUACAUUACACCAAAAAGACGUUUGUCAGUAAGGCCUUGUUUGUUUUCCUGCCAGCCCUGUCUCUUCAAAAGGCACAGUCCCACAUGUUUACACCUGAUCACCUCAGAACAGACCAGGCUGAUACCAUGUGUGUGCCUCUGUUUCAUUUCAGCUGUGUGAUCCACCAGGUGUUUCUUUCUGGAUGCACGAUUCCUUUCUUACCUGCUGCACUGAGCUGUGGUACCAAAUAUUUCUUCCCAACUUUCUGCAGGAAGGGGGAGAGAUUGUGAAAGAGGUAGAAAGUUCCUGAGGUCUGAGCUUGUCUACAAAGGCUGUCAUCUUCCUUUAACUGAUUUAAGUAUCUGCAGUGAGAAAAUGAUUGGGAAGAUGAAUUGAUGAUUGUGUUGAGAUUCUUGCUUAUUUGGGGCCUUUAUUCUGCACAGAGCAGGAGGGGCUGAAUGGGCAGGUCAGAUUUAAGAUAUUCCACGUGCUUGGAGAGUUUUGACAGCUGAGUUACUCUUUGGUGGACUGCAACCUCUAGUGAAGUUUGUGUGGCAGAAAAUACUGCAGUUCUUACCUUCCACAUGAGUACCCUCAAGUUUAGAGAUGCAAGAAGAUCAGUAACCCAGUCUCUCAAUCCAAAAAGUCUGCUGUAAAGGCUGCAGGGAACCUUAAUCUUUCCUUUACACACCCCAAUCCCUCCUAGCUCGGAAUAUUCUGUGAAUUUGGAUGGCUCCAAAUGCUGUUUGGCCAAACUGCUGAGCACUUCUGAUGUUCAAUCUGGUUCCCAUCAGGCUGCAUGUGUUAUGUUGUACCUAUCACACUGAUGUGAGGGGCAAAAACCAAGUAUUAGGGCACAGCUGUCUGGAGCUGAGUUAGGGGGAAAAAAAAAAAGGGAAAAGGCUGUCAGCAUAUUCUCCUUCCAGGCUGUUUGGAGCAGUAUUUAAAAAGAGGUGAGCAGCACCACUUCAAGUCUUCCUGGUAUUGGAGGAGCCCUCUAGGCAGGACAGGCAAUCAUUAACAGAGCUUCAGCCUGAGAGAAGCAGUUCUUACCAGUGGUGAAGGCAGCCCAGAGGCCUUGGCUGUUACCCUUCACAGAGCUCACAAAGCAUCUAUUUCUGUGUGAUGGCUGAACUGGUAAAGGAUUAACCCCCGGGUCGGGGUGAGGUAGGGCUGCUUGUGCCAAGCUCUGGCCUCCCAGUACUCAGGAAUCAGGUAAGAACUUACCUCAUUUUUCUCACAUAGGUGGAGUGCAACCUGCAGGCGAGGGAGGAAACUCUCCUGUGCAGUGCUUGAUACACUGCAGCCAUAACCAACACUUACAGCUGGUGUCUCUGCCUAAAAAAAGAGCAUAAAAUGUAAUGCAGCAGCCCUGCAAGGUUAAGUUUGAUUGAAGAGGUGCAAUAACCAGGUAAAUCUCCCUCUCCCUCUCUCACAGCAUCUGCAGAAUCUGCUUUCUAAAAUGAUCACUUCAGUCACACUUCAAACGCCACUUCAGGCCAGUUUUAAGAUUACUUGAAGAUAACUCAGUUUGUUUCCAUCUCUGAGCGUACACAGCUCUUACAGAACUUGCUUAUGAGACUAGAUUAGACCUUCCUCUCCCAAAUCCCUGUGUCCAUGGGGAAAAAGGCAGAGAAGGUGGCUGCUCUUUUGCUGGUUUCCUACACAGUUGUAAUGGCCUCGAUCCAACCACACAUCCUAUUGCAGCACACAGUGGAUCUGUGGGAAAGGCACUGAUGCCAGGAGAGAGUGAAAGACAAAAUAUCAGCUGUGGAAGAGAAUUCCCUGAGCUAGACAGGGAACAGCAGUUGCAGCUGAGUGGGAUCAUCUCCAGCUACAAACGCUUUUUUGUGCAAAGAAUCCCAGCACGUUUUCAGCCCGGGCUGAAAGCCUGACCUCGGCUUCAGGAUGUCAAAAAUAGCCGGAGACCCGAGACAAACGUGAACUGCGGCGCACAAUCCCUGGUGGUCACUGAGAACAUUGCACUCUGCGGCCAUAGAACACAAAACCCUUUAUGGAGCAAGUCACCUUUGCUCUGUUACAGACACACGGACCGUGCCAGGAAGAGUCUGAGAGCACGGGGCAGUGAUGGCAGCCUGAGAGGUGCCAGGAGGAGUCUCAGAGCUCUUACUUCAGCACAGGGCAGCGAUGGCAGCCUGAGAGGUGCCUCAGCACAGACUUCUAUUUACACGUGGGGACUUUGCCUCGUGGCUCUGGACAUCUCCGCCCCAAAUCCCUUUUCCCACCGUCUCAGCUGAUCGGGACAAUCCCUUGGGGAAGCCACUGGGAGCAGUGGGAGCUGGGCAUGCUGGUGCCGACACCUGUGAGGACGGUGACUGCCACACAGACCGUGUCACAGAGGGUUUGGUGGGGUGACAGCCCUGUGUGUGUGUGUGUGUGUGUCGCUCUCCACCCCCGCGUCUCGCACAGCCCGCCGUGCGAACUUCCCGCCGCUGAGCCCGGAGCGCCGCCCUUGCUCCGGAACGAGCGGCACCGAUGUCCCCGGCUGGGACAAAGGGAAGGAAGAGUUUGUGCCCCGACCCGAGCGCGACAGGCGUUUAACCCCUUCCUCUCUAGGAACCACCGCGCCAGGCUUUGGCUGGGACCAUGAAAACUCCCAGACAGCGAAGCGUGCACCUCCGGAGAUUCCCGAGCUUCGGGGAACCGCAGCAGGCAGGAGCGGGGUCGGGCCGCCCUUCCCCGCGCGUUCCGCACUCACUGCGCCGUGUGCGGAAGCAGCGCUGGCCCCGGUCAGCUGCAGAUCCCGGCUGGCCCCUCCGCUGCGCUCCAGCCGCUCUUCCCGCUCCGGGAGCGCUGGGAAUUGUAGUUCUGCCCAGGCUGGAGCGUGUUCCUGGUCCUUACUUUCUCUCUCUUUUCUCCUUUUCCUUUUUUCCCCACCCCAAGCUUCUCUGGGUUUUGUAUCCCCAGCACGGGAGCGUUGUUUAAGUAAAGGACCACACGUCCUCGAAUAGGAAGAGAUGCCAAAAAUCACACGAGGCACCAUUUGUGAUUUUUUUUUUUUUUGGUGGGAAAUUUUGGAAGGAAUUUGAGAUGCGACUUUUGGAGUUAUUUUUUAUGAUUAUUUUAAAAAUUUUUUUAUACAGGUAAGGGUGAGUUUGGUUUACAUUGUU